AUGGCAGUGAGAGCUCACAGACUGAAAGCUGGCUGCAGCUUUAUGCUGAAGGACACACCAGGGUCCAAGUGUAUCCUCUCAGAUCACGUAACAACUCUGGCACAUUCCCCCCUUGUGCCUCAAGAAAGUGGUCUCAAAUCAGUCAAUCUUGGGGAAAACGUGACUUUGACAUGUACUCGUAAAAAUGAUGAAGCCAUAUAUUUUUACUGGUACAAAGAAACGUUGGGACAGAAACCAAAGCUCAUAUCCACAUUUUCUGGGUAUGACGAUAACGCCAUUUUGCAUAAUGACUUCAAGGAAAAUCCAGAGCGUUUCAUAAUACAAGCAGAAAAUGACUGGAAUAACUUGAAAAUUUUAGAUUUGCGUUAUUCAGAUUCAGCUACUUAUCACUGCAUUGGUACUCAUGAAUAUGGGUUUGGAUUUAAAGAGGAAGUGAGUCUCCAUGUAAAAAGUUCAGGUUCAGUAACACAAGAUAUCGUCCAUCAGUCAGUGUCUGAAUGGGUCGAGCCAGGGGAGAAUGUGACUCUGAACUGCACUGUGCAUACUGAGACCUGUGAUGGAGAAGUAAAUGUGUACUCAUUCACCAACUCUGGAGAAUCUCAUCCUGGAGUUAUUUACACCAAUGGAGUCAAGAACACUCAUUGUGAGAGGAGAGCUGAGACAAAAACACUGACCUGUUUCUACAAUUUAACGAAGAACAACUUAACUAGUUCUGAUGCUGGGACUUAUUACUGUGCUGUGGUCUCUUGUGGAGAAAUUCUCUUUGGAAAUGGGACCAAGAUAAGUUUUAAAAAGGAAUCUCUUUUCUUGGUGUAUUUCAUGGGCAUGGUGUUAGGAUUCACAUCGGUUCUGGCUGUUGUCCUGUCUUACUGUGUGCUCAAGAUGAGAAGAAGAAAGUGUCGUCAUUGCCCAGAGCCAGAUUCUCAACAAAGAGGUUUUGAUGUCACUACUGGGAACAUAGGGCAAGUCAACAAAUCGCUGCAGUACUUUCCCACGACUCAACCACCUCACGCCGACACUGAGAAUCAAGUCACCAUAUGCGGCAUCAAGCUCACCGAAUGGAUCAAUUUCAUGAUGUAUGCAGUAAAAGACCAGGAUGCAGACAACCUCCAGUAUGCAGCUGUAAAUAUAAGGAAGACCAACAGGCCCAGCAGACAAAGGGACAACAGCAAUGAGCAGUGUGUGUACACCACCUGUGUGUACUCCAGUCUAAGACAGUAG
Messenger RNA from Lampris incognitus (smalleye Pacific opah), 1221 nucleotides. RefSeq lists its product as uncharacterized. NCBI's taxonomy places the organism in Eukaryota, Metazoa, Chordata, Actinopteri, Lampriformes, Lampridae. The coding region runs from base 1 to 1221 and encodes 406 amino acids. Gene Ontology annotation, biological process: response to bacterium. The record is from RefSeq and is a predicted model, not a curated record. The transcript is spliced from 6 exons.